CUCACAUUCUCUUCCUUUCCUGUUUCCUUCAACCCCGUUUCUCUCUCACUUUCUCUUUCAUUUCUCUGCUUUUCUUGGUCGGUCCAAAUCUUCAAGCUACUCUCUCUCUCUUUCUCUCUCUAUAUCGGACCUAAGCAUCUCUCUCUCUCUCUCUAGGAUUGGAGCGUGGCAGACAAAUGUUACUGAUAGCUUCUCGGUAUCUAUGAUUGGGCUGCAUCGUAAUCGACUUUCGACAACCCUAGAGAAAAGAAGAGACGAAAAUGGUUUUCAAGAACAAACUCUUCUUCUCCUCGAAGAAAUCAGACUCCUCCAGCCCCGACGGAUCCAACAGUCCUCGAUCCAUCGGCUCCAAUUCCCCGAUCCGAUCCGAUAAGAAGAAGCCCAAAUCCAACUCCAAAGAAGAAUCUCAGAUCUCAACUACAACCUCCACCAGUAGUUUUAGUGGGGUAGCGCGGAAGCAUACGCAAGUGAAAGAUGCGGGGAAGAAGAAGGAAGCCGUGUCAAAGGGAAAAGAUGUGGCUGAACCUCUUCUCCCGAGUAAACCGAAGUUCUGCGCUUCUCAGGUUAAGAAGCCGGCGGCGACCGAAAGUAAAGAAGGACCUGCCUCGGUGUCUCCCAUUCUGGCAUCAUCUUUGGGAUUGAACCGGAUAAAGACGCGAUCAGGGCCGUUGCCACAGGAGAGUUUUUUCAGUUUCAGGGGAGAGAAGGGCCCGGCGGCAGUGCUCGGAGCUAGUAAUUUAUCGAGGCUUGGGGCUGGGGAUGGAGGUUCAGGGUCAGCUUCGGGUUCUGCCAAGUCGGUGUCAGGGAGUAGCGGGAGGAAGAAGGAAGGUGGGAAUAAUAAAACGGGGUUCCAGGGGAAUGCUGGAAGUGUGGCCUGGGCCGAUAACGGCAGUAACGCAGAUACUAUGUCCACUGGCAGUUGGCUGUCCAGAGAGCAGAGUCCCAAUGUGCAGGCUGGGUCUCGAUUACAGAAUGGCGAGUCAUCCACCGAAGCUGGUACAUCUUUCACUGGGGCUGUUACCUUUAAAAUUUUGAAGAUAAACUCAGCUAAGAAGUCUUACAGUCAGGAACAACGUGGCUUGGAUUGGAAGCUAGACCAUGUUGUACCACCUGGAAGCCUUGUUUCUUCGGCUGAUGAUGCUUCAAAAGACUUAGAUUCUCCUGCAAGCAGAGUUCGGAUGUCUUCUUGGAAGAAGCUCCCAUCUGCUUCAGGAAAAAGUCCGAAAGAAGUUGAUUCACCAAAGGAGCAGGAUGAUGUCAAAGUCGAACCUUCAAAAAUAUCAAGUAGGAAAAGAAUUCCUGAUGUGGAUAUGGCUCCUGCAAAACCACCAGAAUUUCCUCCUGCCAAAGAAUCUCAGGAACAUUCAUCGAAGCACCAACACAAAGUUUCUUGGGGUUAUUGGGGUGAUCAGCAGAAUAUUUCUGAAGAGAGUUCUAUAAUAUGCCGCAUUUGUGAGGAGGAGGUUCCCACUUCACAUGUAGAAGACCACUCAAGAAUCUGUGCAAUAGCUGAUCGAUGCGAUCAGAAGGGCUUGAGUGUCAACGAGCGUCUCACUAGAAUUUCUGAAACUCUUGAGAAGAUGAUCGAAUCAUUUUCACAGAAGGAUAUUCAACAUGGAAUCGGGAGCCCGGAUGUUGCAAAGGUAUCAAAUUCAAGUGUAACUGAAGAUUCUGAUGUUCUCUCUCCAAAAUUAAGUGAUUGGUCAAGAAGAGGUUCAGAGGACAUGCUAGACUGUUUUCCUGAAGCAGACAAUUCUACUUUCAUGGAUGAUCUCAAGAGUUUACCUGCCAUGUCGUGCAAAACUCGUUUUGGUCAAAAGUCCGAUCAAGGAAUGACAACAUCUUCUGCUGGAAGCAUGACUCCUAGAUCUCCUAUUUUGACACCAAGAACCUGUCAAAUAGAUUUGCUGUUGGCAGGAAAGAGUGCUUACUCUGAGCAUGAUGAUCUUCCACAGUGUAGGGAGAUGUAUUUACAGCUGUGCGAGCUAGUGGAUGACGAAAAGCUUGAUAUAUCAAGUACUGUAAUUGAUGAAGAUGCUCCUUUAGAAGAUGACGUGGUUCGUAGCUUAAGAGCAAGCCCCAUUCAUUCUUCAAAGGACCGCACAUCUAUAGAUGAUUUUGAGAUAAUAAAACCAAUAAGUCGUGGGGCUUUUGGACGGGUUUUCUUGGCUAAAAAGAGAACAACAGGAGAUCUUUUCGCAAUAAAGGUCCUGAAGAAAGCUGACAUGAUUCGCAAGAAUGCUGUUGAAAGUAUUUUAGCUGAACGUGAUAUUUUGAUCUCAGUCCGGAAUCCUUUUGUGGUUCGGUUCUUUUAUUCAUUCACAUGUCGCGAGAAUUUAUAUCUUGUGAUGGAGUACCUGAAUGGAGGAGAUUUAUAUUCGUUAUUGAGAAAUUUAGGGUGCUUAGAUGAAGACGUUGCUCGAGUAUACAUAGCCGAAGUUGUGCUUGCUCUGGAAUAUUUACAUUCUCUGCGUGUGGUGCAUCGCGAUUUGAAGCCAGAUAAUUUGUUGAUUGCACAUGAUGGUCACAUCAAGUUGACAGAUUUUGGGCUUUCAAAGGUCGGUCUCAUCAACAGCACUGAUGAUUUAUCUGGUCCAGCAGUUAGUGGGACAUCCCUACUUGAGGAUGAUGAGCCACAGUUGUCAGCAUCUGAGCAUCAGCGGGAAAGACGGAAGAAGAGGUCUGCUGUGGGUACACCUGACUAUUUGGCACCAGAAAUACUUCUGGGAACAGGACAUGGUGCAACUGCUGAUUGGUGGUCUGUAGGAAUCAUUUUGUUUGAACUGAUUGUCGGCAUUCCACCGUUCAACGCAGAGCAUCCUCAGCAAAUAUUUGAUAAUAUUCUCAACCGUAACAUUCCUUGGCCUCGGGUGCCAGAAGAAAUGAGUCCUGAAGCACAAGAUCUGAUUGACAGACUAUUAACAGAAGAUCCUCAACUGAGACUUGGAUACAGGGGAGCAUCAGAGGUUAAGCAACAUGUAUUCUUCAAAGAUAUUAACUGGGACACACUUGCUAGACAGAAGGCUGCGUUUGUCCCUGCAUCAGAAAGUGCCCUUGACACCAGUUACUUCACAAGUCGCUACUCAUGGAACGCUUCAGACAAUCAUGCAUAUCCAGUCAGUGAAGAGGAUUCUAGUGAUGCUGACAGCUUGAGUGGCAGCAGUUGCUUGAGUAAUCGUCAAGAUGAAGUGGGAGAUGAAUGUGGAGGUCUGGCUGAAUUUGAGUCUGGUUCAUCUGUCAAUUAC
Molecule: messenger RNA, 3245 nt
Organism: Carica papaya (papaya)
Lineage: Eukaryota; Viridiplantae; Streptophyta; Magnoliopsida; Brassicales; Caricaceae
Source: RefSeq, a predicted model, not a curated record